CGGGAUCUCUCCUGUGUUUUAACUGAACAAUUCCAAUUAAUUAUACAUAUAUUAUAGUAUUAUAUAAUACAUCUAUUUCUGAGUUACUGUCUAUUUCAGAAACAUUACUGAGUUAUGGGAAACUAUUAAUUAUUGGUAAACUCCACUGAAUGUAAAAGGAAUGUAAACUAGUGACAUAUACAGUACAUUAAGAUGGCAGGUUUUAUAGAUAAUAUAAUAUAAUGUGAUAAUAUUAGAUAAUGUUAUUUAAUGUUUGCUUUUUUAAGUGCAUUAGUCCGGCACAUAAAUUGUUGUCAUGCAUGUAAUUAACUGUGUCUUCCAUACGACCAUAUAGCAGAUUAAAUAAAGAUACUUUGAUUGUCUUGGAUUCACUUAGAAACGAAGCUGCAGAGCAACAAGAGGUUGUGAAACACCAGAGCGGGAACUAGCACGUACUUGACAAAAUGUACUGGUUUUAAUUCUGCUCAUCAGUUUGAAGUGUGUCCGUUUAUGCAUCAUUUUAGUAUAACCUUUAAAUGAUGACACCUUUUAAAAGCAGACACAAGACAACUUGUUAAAGUUAUUAUUUUUGACAUGUAGGGAAUUCCAUUUAGCUUGGUAUAUUUGGUCUUGUGGAUGAUUUAUAAUUAAAACACAGAUAUCAAAUAGUAAAUAAUAUAUGUCUUUGGUAUAAAAGUCAGCCUUUUUUGUUUAUGAAGCUACAUACCGUAGUUUGCAUCAUAGUUUGCAACCUUAAUCACGCAACCACAUCAAAAGCUAGUUAAUGCAGGAUCAUGAAAUGGUGAAUCUUGUCUUUCAGGUUGCAUGUUUUGUGCCAGCUGACUAUCAGAAUGCAUCUGGUUCUGUCAGCGUAGAGGUGUGCGUUGGUCAGAAACUCAUCAUCUCCUUGGAGGACUUCUCUGAAUUCCCUGUUUGCCACUGGAUCAGAGGAGCAGACCCAAUACUGACAGUAAAUGGGAGUAACUCCAUGGUCCUACCACCGCUUUCUGAGACAGAUUCAGGGGAGUUUACGCUGAUCUGUGAAACUAGCGAAGGGACCAGGUCCUCACUGGCUGUGUCUCUGCAUGUAGUAAUGAAACGUCCCACAAAACCAAAGCUGACACUGGACAAAGUGGAUAACAAAAGGCGUUCCCCUUUUUUUACAUGCAUCUCUGAGGGCUUCCCAAAGCCCACACUUGAAUGGUCCGGAAACAAUAAUCGGGCCGUUGUUACUGCAAACAGUGUAAUGGCAAUUAGCAGUGUAUCCAGUAGUUGGUUUUCUAAGAGUGGAGUGAUGUGCUGUGCUACCAACGCUGAAGGACAAGAAUGCUCUCAACUCUAUGACUACGACCUGGACACUGACUUAAAUGAAGUUUCCAAUGACAUCGUGAGCCCUGGUCAGUCUUUACUUCUACGCUGCCGAAAAAAACAACAGCCUUCACCUGUGUGGGAGAAGGGCGGCAAAAACAUCAACGGCCCAAUAUUAGAAUGCUCUUCUAAAGUCAAGAACGAGAUUUGCUUUAGAAAUGACGGCCAUGAAAAUAGUUGGAUGUCUUACCUGUUCAUCGAGUCAGUUAAUGUGGACCACAGUGGCACAUACACCUGCAGGAGUCAAAACCACAAAACAAGGUCUGUUGACGUUCAUGUCCAAGCUGAGGGUUUCCUCUCUGUCCAGCUGGAUAAGAGCCUGACCAUACCAGCUCAGAAUGCAUUAAGCUCCUGUUUGCAAGCCAGUGUUUCCUACCACCCUGUGCUCCAGCACUGCUCCUGGGAAGAUCCUGAUAAAAACAUGACUAACUGCAUCAGGGACAGUUGGGUAACAAAACACAGGACCGUAAAGCGAUGUGAUGUACUCAAGUCAGGAGAUUAUAAAUUACACCUGGAGGCUGGCGGAAGAAAAGAAACAAAGACUAUAUCAGUGUGUGUUGUAGACACACCAAAGUUCAAAUUCGGGAAUAACGAGGUCAAUAAACCCUUCACCGUUGAGACCGCAAGUCUCGUGCCAGCAAAUUAUACCUGGAUGUCGUGUCCUUCGAAUGACAGCAUCUGUGAAACAGACUCUUCCUGGAAGGAGAUCCCAGAGGCCUCUCAAACAGACUCAGAUGUCUCCUGUGAGAAGACAAUCAAGAGCUCUCUGAGCAGAGAUCUAGUGGAUGGACAUCGUUUAAAGUUUUGCCUGACAAACUCAAUUGACUCCUGGUGCAAAAUCCAAUACUCAGUAAACUACUCACCGUUACUCCUGCACUCCACAGGUUCUGCAAAUACUGAUGACGGCAGCUUGAUGGUGCUGAAAGUAGGCAGUUUGAUUCUGCUCCUGGCUUUGGCAAUAGUUACCGUGGUGCUCAUGUACUUUGUCAAAAAGAAGAAACCCCAGUAUCAGCCCCAGCUUCAGAUUAUCCAGAUGGUUGGACCCAAUGACAACGAUUACAUCUACAUAAACUUCAAGGAGUUUGGGUACGACCUGAAAUGGGAGUUUCCCAGGGAGAACCUAGAAUUGGGUCAAGAACUGGGCUCUGGGGCUUUUGGCAUGGUGGUCCAGGCUACAGCUUAUGGCAUCAACAAGCCUGGAGUCUCACAGCAGGUGGCCGUCAAGAUGCUUAAAGAGAAACACCAGACGGUGGAGAAGGAAGCGCUGAUGUCAGAGCUGAAGAUGCUGACUCACAUCGGUCACCAUGCCAACAUUGUUAACCUGCUUGGAGCAUGCACAGACUCGGGACCCACAUACCUGAUUUUCCAGUACUGCUGUUAUGGAGAUCUACUGAACUACCUUAAGACAAACAGAGAGCGCUACCACAAGUCUGUGACCGACGCGUUCAACAAGGACCGUUUCAGCAGCCUUUACCACAACCUGCAGCCCAGGAAAAGCUUUGGUGAGCUAGACACAGCAGUGGACAAUUACGUGCCCAUGUACAGCUGUACCACCAGAGGGCAGGAGGAGAUCGCUCUCCUUACCGUCAACUCUGGUGACAUGGACAGCUUUGAAGACCCGAUGAUCCAUGAAGACCUGGACGAUCAGACAGAGGACCUGCAAACCUUGACCUUUGAUGACCUGCUCAGCUUUGCCUUCCAAGUGGCCAAAGGCAUGGAGUUCCUCUCCUCCAAGAAUUGUAUCCAUCGUGACCUGGCAGCUCGAAACGUGUUAGUGACAAAGGGCAGACGGGUGAAAAUUGGUGACUUCGGACUGGCCAGAGACAUCGACAACGACUCCAACUAUGUCGUGAGAGGAAAUGUGCGUUUGCCAGUGAAGUGGAUGGCACCAGAGAGCACCUUUCAGGGGAUCUACACCAUGAAGAGUGACGUCUGGGCUUAUGGCAUUCUGCUCUGGGAAAUCUUCUCACUUGGUGUUACUCCGUACCCGGGCAUGAAGGUGGAUCACAUGUUCUAUUCGAUGAUUGAAAGCGGAUUUAAGAUGGAUUGUCCCUACUACGCCAACGAGUCUGUGUACGGGAUGAUGUGUAAGUGUUGGGCUCUGGAUGCCAGCAACCGGCCAUCUUUCUCCAAACUGGUGUCCUUUAUGUGUGAUCAGCUGACAGACAGAGAGGAGCAGCUCUACCAUAACAUGCUCGACAAGACAUCCAGCGACUACCAGAAUGCAGCGGCCAUUUUGGACAUUUCCGCCUUGACAAAGCAGAACGAGAACAAGACUCAGUCAGCCAAUGAUUACUGUCAAACCCACGCGACUGAAGAAAGCAAAGCAGAAGUGUCCGACACAGACACUGUGGCAGCUGACGAGAAGCUUGUGAAGCCAGCUGAUACGGAGUGAUCCUCAAAUGUUCAAACCAAGGUAUCUAUAUAUAUUUUUUUAAACAGUUCAUAUAAGGUUUUUCUUAAAGCAAUAAUCUCAAGAGUGACAGCAUUAAACGCUUGCUUUAUAUUAUAUUAGAGUAUUGUAACAAGAUUUUAAUUACAUGGUAUUUCAGUGAAUCAUAUUCUCACUAUGAAAAAGUGGUCUGAAUGUUAAUACAGUAUUUUUGUUUUCUAUUAUCAUUGUGCAGCUAAAAUGAAAAACAGUUUUGUAAAAGGAUGCAAAAUAUUUUCAGGACUAUAGAGAUGUCAGAUAUGGAGUUGUAACCUGUUUAUACAUUCGGCCUACAUGCUGUAGCAACUGAUCAACUUUUGAUUUUAGAUUUGAUCAUAUACAUAUCAUAUAUCAUAUAUAUUGUUAUGCAGUGAAAUGUGAUGGCAAUUAUGUUGUUGUGGUCUCUUAUAUUAUACCGGCAGCUAUUACUUGCAGAUCAAACCAAAUGUUUGUACACAUUUGAAGAUCUUUUUUAAAACAAGCUUUAUUUUUGAAAUAUUUUAGUGGAUUUCUUUGUUAUCUCUAUUCGUUUGUUUAUGUUUAAGCAUUAUACCUGCAAUAAAAUGUACUUUACACAUUAAUGAAAUAAAAUGUAUGCAAUGUACAUAUGUCUGAUCUGUCAACCAAAAAAAGAUAUUUUUCGCUUCUUAGAUUGACUCAUUUUAAUAAUUUCCAAAAGUCUGAAGAGGAGUAACUUUUCCGAAUUCACAAAAAAAAAAAAACAAUUACAGAAAUUAUUAAAUUUUAAGCAUUUCGUAUUCAAUCAAUCAUCUUCAUAUCAUACCUGACAUAUAUGUAACAAGGUGGUAAAAUAAUAAAUAAAGUAUAUAAAGGAAAUCUGUGGUGGAAGAAUAAAUCACAUGCCUUGUUGUAACAAUACAGCCCUGCAUUCAAAACCUUACCUAAGCAAAAAGAAGGUCCUUGUCAGUGUUUUACUAUUUGAUGUUUUUGGAUUUAUAUUGCUGCUGCAUUAAUGUGUAUGUUGCAUUUUACUGCAUUGAUGGUUGUACUAAUUUAACUCAUAGAAACUGCUAGUUGUAUCUACAGCAAUGCAUCAUAUUCUAUAAAAUCAUCUUAUGUUUGUAGCAUAUGUGUUGUGUGAAACUCAUGUAAAAAGGCAACUUUUCACGAGCUCAGGAAAAAGCCCUGUUUUCAGCUUUGCGACGGUGCAUUUUUCAGCUGAUACAAAGUGGUUUUUAAACUGUGUAUUCAGCAUAUAAAGAAAGUGAAUUGUUUUAAUAUAAAGGAACACGUAAGCCUAUUUAUUAUUGGAAAAGAAAUAAUCAAAAUCACUAAAUUUGGAGAUGGACAGGAAGGGUAUGAAAAGUUGUAGUGUGAGAAGUAACUAAAGCUGCCAAGGAAAAAGUACUACAUAAGCCUGUGAGAUGUAGUGGAGAAGCAAGUAUGUACAAGUACCUUGAAUGUAUACUCAAACGUACUUAGUUGCCCCUGCAAAUAAAAGUCCGAUACUGUAGGCGUUCCUUUUGGACAGUAGAGGGUGUAGUUUCACCACCUCGCGGGGCAGUAAGAGGCUUCUCUUUAUGCCAAGCUUUGUUUGUUUUUCCUUCAGAAUACGGGCUUUGCAUCCACAUGGUUUAUUUUCCUUCAGAUAUAGACGAAAUAAAGUUUGGUCUUGACCACAAAAGUUCCUUCUAACAAAUAAGGUGAAACAGGUGUCAUUUGAGUUGAUCCAUAUAUUCUACCUUGUCUUACAAAAGUGAAAGAGUGACAAAGUAAAUUGAGUUGUCUGUGCAUUGCGUCCCCGAACUUGCUCUGCAUUUAUGUUGAUGUUGUAAAUUUCCAUAUGAGCUGUAGAAAGAUGUUAAUGUUAUAGUUGACAACAUUUUCUCACAUUUUGCAUUUUAUUACAGAAAUAAAUAAUACAAAAUAAA
Molecule: messenger RNA, 5670 nt
Organism: Anarrhichthys ocellatus (wolf-eel)
Lineage: Eukaryota; Metazoa; Chordata; Actinopteri; Perciformes; Anarhichadidae
Product: receptor-type tyrosine-protein kinase FLT3
Exons: 22
Coding region: 764-3742 (992 amino acids)
Biological process (GO): B cell differentiation; protein phosphorylation; positive regulation of kinase activity
Cellular component (GO): plasma membrane; signaling receptor complex
Molecular function (GO): transmembrane receptor protein tyrosine kinase activity; growth factor binding; ATP binding
Source: RefSeq, a predicted model, not a curated record